AUGCGUGAGAUCGUCCACUUGCAGACCGGCCAGUGCGGCAACCAAAUUGGUGCCAAGUUCUGGGAAGUUGUCUCUGAUGAGCACGGCAUCGAGCGGGAUGGUCUCUACAAGGGUAACCUCGAUCUUCAGUUGGAGCGCAUCUCCGUGUACUACAACGAGGUCGGUGCCAACAAGUAUGUGCCUCGUGCCGUCUUGGUCGAUCUCGAGCCCGGAACAAUGGACUCGGUGCGAUCUGGUCCCCUUGGUGGCCUUUUCCGCCCCGACAACUUUGUCUUCGGUCAAAGUGGUGCUGGUAACAAUUGGGCAAAAGGACAUUACACGGAGGGAGCUGAGCUCGUCGACUCCGUUCUCGAUGUCGUGCGCAAGGAGGCCGAAGGAACAGACUGCCUUCAAGGCUUCCAGAUCACCCACUCUCUUGGUGGUGGAACUGGUGCUGGUAUGGGUACCCUUCUUAUCUCUAAAAUUCGCGAGGAAUACCCCGACAGAAUGAUGUGCACAUACUCUGUCGUGCCCAGUCCCAAGGUGUCGGAUACCGUUGUUGAGCCCUACAACGCUACCCUCUCCGUUCACCAACUUGUUGAGAACUCCGAUGAGACUUUCUGUAUUGAUAACGAGGCUCUUUACGAUAUCUGCUUCAGGACUCUUAAGCUUUCAACACCCACUUACGGUGAUCUUAACCACCUUGUCUCCAUCGUCAUGUCCGGCACUACCACUUGCUUGCGUUUCCCCGGUCAGCUCAACUCUGACCUGAGAAAAUUGGCUGUUAACAUGGUUCCCUUCCCUCGUCUGCAUUUCUUCAUGACUGGUUUCGCUCCCCUUACUGCUCGCGGCAGCCAACAGUACCGCGCCGUCACCGUUCCCGAACUUACUCAACAGAUGUUCGACGCUAAGAACAUGAUGGCUGCCACCGAUCCCCGUCACGGUCGCUACCUCACAGUUGCCGCCGUCUUCCGUGGAAAGGUCUCCAUGAAGGAAGUCGAGGAGCAGAUGCAAAAUGUGCAAAGCAAAAACUCCGCCUACUUCGUCGAGUGGAUUCCCAACAACGUCAUUACCGCACAGUGUGACAUUCCUCCUCGUGGAUUGAAGAUGUCUGUUACUUUCUUGGGCAACUCAACCGCCAUUCAGGAGCUCUUCAAACGUGUCAGCGAUCAAUUCACUGCCAUGUUCAAGCGCAAGGCCUUCUUGCAUUGGUAUACCCAGGAGGGUAUGGACGAGAUGGAAUUCACCGAGGCCGAAUCCAACAUGCAGGAUUUGGUUGCCGAGUACCAGCAGUACCAGGAUGCCACCAUUGAGGAGGAGGUUGAGUAUGAGGAGGAGCAACCCGAAGAGGAGCAGUAA
Molecule: messenger RNA, 1338 nt
Organism: Psilocybe cubensis
Lineage: Eukaryota; Fungi; Basidiomycota; Agaricomycetes; Agaricales; Agrocybaceae
Exons: 9
Coding region: 1-1338 (445 amino acids)
Biological process (GO): mitotic cell cycle; microtubule cytoskeleton organization
Cellular component (GO): cytoplasm; microtubule
Molecular function (GO): GTPase activity; GTP binding; structural constituent of cytoskeleton
Source: RefSeq, a predicted model, not a curated record